Messenger RNA from Spirodela intermedia, 1937 nucleotides. The record is from the annotation of a GenBank genome assembly. Lineage: Eukaryota; Viridiplantae; Streptophyta; Magnoliopsida; Alismatales; Araceae.
AUGGCGUCGGAGCUGACGUAUAGGGGUCACGAUGGGUCCCCGAGCAGGGAAGAGGGCGGCACGUACACGGCGAAGGCCCAGAAGGGUUGGCUGCUCUCCGCCAGCUACACCCGUCGAGUAGGGUUACUGCUCCAGGACCAGCGCUUCCUCUGCGUGCUCCUCGGCAUUGCCCUCGCCUCCACUGUCUUCCUGGCGGCGCCGCUGUUCUCGCCGUCGUCCACUUCCACCGUCGGGACGGUCCACCUCCCGCGCCGGCCGGCGUACGGGAGGUGGGAUCCGCUGGUCGACGGCGGUGGCGGCGCGCUGGACGGCCGACUAGCCGGAGGACUUGUGGCGGGGGCGACCGGGGGGAAGAUUCCGCUGGGGCUGAGGAGGAAGACGAUGAGGAUCCUGGUGACGGGAGGCGCCGGAUUCGUGGGGUCUCACCUGGUUGACCAGCUGAUCGGGAGUGGGCACAGCGUGAUCGUCGUGGACAACUUCUUCACCGGGAGGAAGGAGAACCUGGCGCAGCACUUCGGGAAUCCCCGGUUCGAGCUGAUCCGCCACGACGUGGUGGAGCCGCUACUCCUGGAGGUCGACCAGAUCUACCAUCUGGCCUGCCCCGCCUCUCCCGUUCACUACAAAUUCAACCCAAUCAAGACCAUCAUAUCCUUUCAAUCUCCAUGAGGAUUCUUCUUCCUCUCCCGCUUUUUGUUUCUAUGAUCUUGACCCGGGCAGGAAGUAAGGAGAGGGUGUUUUCUUUCUGGGUUUUUCAUCGGCGGCGUCCUUCCUUGACCUCUACUCCGGCGACGGCGGCGGUGGCGGCGCACAAGACCAACGUCGUGGGGACUCUCAACAUGCUGGGUCUGGCCAAGCGGGUGGGGGCGCGCUUCCUGUUGACCAGCACCAGCGAGGUCUACGGCGACCCCCUGCAGCACCCGCAGGUGGAGACGUACUGGGGCAACGUCAACCCCAUCGGUGAAACCCUAAAUCACUCUGCUUCCUCCUCUGUCCUCUCCCGCCGUCAGUUACGCACUCACUCCCUCCUCGUCGUCUUCCUCCCCGUCUUCCGAACCAGGGGUGAGGAGCUGUUACGACGAGGGCAAGCGCACGGCGGAGACGUUGACCAUGGAUUACCACCGCGCGGCUGCGUUGGAGGUCAGUGCUAUGAAAAGAAACCUAGCCCAGUCUUCCUUUCUUCCGGUCGCCACCGGGAUCGAUCUGAUCUUCCUCUGAGCAGGUGAGGAUCGCCCGCAUUUUCAACACCUACGGCCCUCGGAUGUGCAUCGACGACGGCCGAGUCGUCAGUAAUUUCGUCGCUCAGGUCUCUCCCUCUUUCUCCCUCUCGCUAGCUAGAUACAUACAUAUAUGUUGGACUUGGUUUCUCAUCCUUUUGUUGGGACAGGCGCUGAGGAAGGAGCCCCUCACCGUCUACGGCGACGGGAAACAGACCAGAAGCUUUCAAUACGUCUCUGACCUGGUAAACCAGACCCUUCAAAUGGGAAACUUUUAUCACCCGUUUCCCCUCUUCUGGUGCCAUCUGACGGGAAGAAGGCGCUCAGGUGCAAGGGCUGAUCAAGCUGAUGGAAGGAGAGCACGUGGGGCCAUUCAACCUGGGCAACCCCGGCGAAUUCACCAUGUUAGAGCUCGCCCAGGUGAGCGGCGCCCGCGCCCCUCCCCCCCGCCCCCCCCAAUAGAUCCCCGCCGCCGCCGAUCGCCGGCCUCACUUGUCUGGUUCGGCGCAGGUGGUGCAGGAGACGAUAGACCCCAACGCGAAGAUAGAGUUCCGGCGGAACACCGAGGACGACCCGCACAAGAGGAAGCCCGACAUCGCCAAGGCGAAGGAGCUGCUGGGAUGGGAGCCCACCGUCACUCUCCGCCGCGGCCUACCCCUCAUGGUCUCCGACUUCCGCCGCCGCAUCUUCGGCGACCACGCCGGCGACGGAACGACGGCGUAG